UGACAGACGUUUUUUUUUUAACUUUGCAGAGUACGGCAGACUUAAUAAGUUAACCAUAAAAACUAUUGUUCGAGCGCACAAGUCUGCAAAAAAAAAUUCAAUUAACCAUAUGGCAUCAGUUAAAAUACCAGAACAUAAAAUUAUUUUAUGCGGUGAAUUCGGUGUUGGAAAGAGCUCUCUAUUCAGACGAUAUGCUGCUGAUACAUUCAUCACUGCCACUGAUAGAAAAUCUACAUUAGGGCUGGACCAUUAUGAAAAGCUUUAUAAAACCAAGUCCAGGGAUGUGAAGCUGCAGUUAUGGGACACAGGAGGAAUGGAACGAGUGGCCUCCAUAACCUCAUCUUAUUACAAGUUCUCAGAAGCUGCCAUUCUCGUUUUUGCUCUUGACAAUCCAGAUUCAUUCAAUGUUCUAUCCCAACAUUUACUUGAUGUUGUUACUUAUGCUGAGAAUGCAAAGAUAUUCCUAUGUGGAAAUAAAUAUGAUCUUAAAAGCCAAAUUUUAGUUUCUGAUGCUGACAUGGAAACAUUUAGUGAGCAGUGCCACAAUCUCAUUUCUGGAAUAUAUAAAACGUCUUGCAAAACUGGCGAGGGUGUUGAAGAAAUGUUUGCUGAUAUUGCAUCCAAGCUUGGAGAUGCUAACAGGUCACGGAAGGAGUUGGAUGCCUUGACUGAUGAAUCAUUCAAAGUCACUACACAUCUUGAUUCAACACCACAAGAUUCUUGUUUAUGUUGAAAACGCUUGCUACCUAUGCUGUGGCACUAUUUCCAGAACUCGAGAGAUGACUUGGUGCAGAUGUUCUUCCCUUUCUUGCAUCUAACCUCUGGGUUGCGAAUAUGAGCUUCAGCCAUCGUUCUCAGCAUCACAUUACGUCAAUCUCAUUCAUAUUUGUAAUAUACAUGCAUGACAGUCAUGUCGAAGGUAUUGGAUGGUGACAAGUUGAAGGGGUGCUCUCAUCUCAGCAUGCCUCCAUUGUUGAAGUCUCUUUAAGCCACUGUUACCAAGUAUACUAGAAAGUUAGUUUUCUAAAAUAUUUCAUUUACGUAGAUAUACAUAAGUGAGUGCCAGCUAUUUCACGAAAAGUUCAAGAAUCGGCAACAGGCCAUGGGCCUAUUUCUUCAACGCCGACACUUCUAUUCUAUUCUACGUAGAUAUACAUAAGUGAGUGCCAGUUAUUUGAAAAUUAUUACGCUCCACUUUGUUUCAGAAAGGCGUAUUAAAAAAAAACGUCCACAAGCUUCUUACGCAUACUUCCAAGGACUUUUCAUUGUAGGAAUAAGAAAUAUUUUACUCGAGCCUGAGUUCAUUGUUUCGAAUACAUUGCUGAAACAACAGGAGUGGUAUUGAUAGUUACACUUGCCUUGCUAAUCCGAUCCCAUUCUUUAAUUUUUCUUCGAUGAUUAUGAUGGGCAGAUAUCUUUUCUAAAGUUGUAGUGGAAAAGCUUGCUUAGUUCGUCGAGGUGCCUUAGUUGUAGUCAAAUCUGUACAUACGUUUCGUAGCCACUAGUCAUACGAAUGCCAAUCUUGCCAGCAUGUGUCAUGACGCCUCAAUGAAGACGUAUUUGAAUUUGACGGCCUGCGUUGCCAACAUCGUGGCGAUGCACAGAGAUCUACUGACGACGCUAUAAUUUUUAUAGACCACAAAACUGAUGAAUUAAUUAGUCGGUGCCAAAAUUUAGUGCAUUAGUUUCUCAGUAUGAACGAUUUUACUUCAGCCGGAGCCUCAUGCUUUGAAAAAAAACACGAAAUUCUGAAUGUAGUCUUUUUUAUAAUAUUAAAAUAAAGACAAUAUAAGUGUACCGUACGGAA
Messenger RNA from Hyalella azteca, 1807 nucleotides. It is a transcript of the gene RabX6, whose product is annotated as ras-related protein ORAB-1. The coding region runs from base 110 to 733 and encodes 207 amino acids. NCBI's taxonomy places the organism in Eukaryota, Metazoa, Arthropoda, Malacostraca, Amphipoda, Hyalellidae. The record is from RefSeq and is a predicted model, not a curated record. Gene Ontology annotation, molecular function: GTP binding; GTPase activity. The transcript has 5 exons.